UUAUUAUCUGUGCAGUUUGUUCAACUUUACUUGAAAUUUUAACUCAAACAAAUUCUAAUAGUUAUUUCAAAAUUCUGUCGCAAGUUAUAUUGUAAAUAUGGAAGAAGCAAUAAAAAAUGAAAAUACGUGGCUAGAAGAUAUAUCAAGAGGUGUGAUUCAAAAUCAAUAUAUCAUUGGUGAUAUUAUUGGCAGAGGCUCAACUUCUACGAUACACUAUUGUUUACACAAAGGGAGAAAAAAGUAUGCAUGUAAAAUAGUUCCAAAGACAAAAUUGAAUAAAUUUGAAACUCUAACGAGGAUCCAUGCAAUGUUGUCGUUGCAACAUGAAAACAUUGUAGCUGUAAGAGAAGCGUAUGAUGAUGCACUUCGAGUGUACAUAAUAGAAGAUCUGGCGUUGGGUGGCGAACUUCUCGAGAGGUUGGCCUCUUGUGGAGGAUAUUCUGAGAAGGACGCGGCUAAAGCGAUUCAAGAUGCUGCAGCAGCUCUAGAGUAUAUUCAUGAUAGAGGAAUAGUUCAUGGGAAUUUGAGGCCUGAAAAAUUACUUUAUGCUCAAGAGAGCAAAGAGUCAAGAUUAUUAUUGGCUGAUAUUGGCUCAGCAACACCUUCAAUGAACUCCUACAAAAUUUUGUAUUGUGCACCGGAAGUGAUAGCUACGGGAAAAGCUACAUCAGCAUCAGACAUAUGGAGUCUUGGCAUCGUUUUAUACAUUAUACUUUGUGGCUUCGAACCUUUUCGGAAUGUUGAAGAUAUGUUUCCAGAAAUUUAUUGGAAUGAUAAAACUGAGGAAGCGAAAAAUCUAACAGCUUGGCUUAUGCAAGAACGUUCAACGGACAGACCAACUGCUCGUAAACUUCUUGAAAAUUCAUGGGUACGUGGUGAAAAAACUGCACUGCAUUCCAUGAAAAAAACAGUUCAACAUUUACGCGAAUUUAAUGCUCGAAGAAAAUUUAAGGCAGCAACACUUGCAGUACAAGCAACACAUCGGGCCAUUGCUUUAUCAAGUUAUCAUGAUCCAGCUGUUUUAUCAACUAUUUAAUUUUAAUUCUUAUUUUAGUAUUUUUUUUUAUUAAAUUUUAUAAAAUAAAGGAAAAAAUUGUUUUGAUACUUAUAACAAAUUCUACUUUACC
This is a messenger RNA of Chelonus insularis, 1127 nucleotides long. RefSeq names its product calcium/calmodulin-dependent protein kinase type IV-like. NCBI's taxonomy places the organism in Eukaryota, Metazoa, Arthropoda, Insecta, Hymenoptera, Braconidae. The coding region runs from base 98 to 1036 and encodes 312 amino acids. The record is from RefSeq and is a predicted model, not a curated record. The transcript has 9 exons. Gene Ontology annotation, molecular function: calcium/calmodulin-dependent protein kinase activity; calcium-dependent protein serine/threonine kinase activity; calmodulin binding. Gene Ontology annotation, biological process: intracellular signal transduction; peptidyl-serine phosphorylation; protein autophosphorylation. Gene Ontology annotation, cellular component: cytoplasm; nucleus.